CUUCACGAAAAUUUUCUAAAAACAAUAAUUACUGUCGGAAAACUCAACAAUAAAAAGGUGGCAGGACCAGUUGAGUUGAACACAAGCAGGCUAAGAACCAGAUGUUAACUUCUCCUCUUGUGUUUGAAACCUGUAAAAAAUGGCCACUCUCGUAGUGCCUGAUUCUGUUCCUUCUCCAACCGAGGACAGCAAGACACUCAUGGAGGCUUGCAGAGGGCCUGAUGAGGAGGUGAUCAUAUCGAUCUUAGGACACAGAAACUCAAGCCAAAGGAGAAACAUCAGAGACACUUAUCAGCAGGUGUACAAUGAACCCCUUACCGAUCGUCUCUAUUCAGAACUGUCUGAUCAUUUCAGAAGAGCGAUAAUCCUGUGGACACAUGAUCCAGCUGAGAGGGAUGCUAUUCGAGCAAAUGAAGUACUUAAAGGAAGGAAUCCCCAGCUUGAAGUAAUAGUUGAGAUCGUCUGCGCGAAUUCGCCUCACCAUUUGCAGUCUGUAAAGCAGGCCUACUGUGCUCUCUUUAAUUCAUCACUUGAGAAAGACAUUGCUGCUGUAGUCUUCUCCUUGCAUCUCAGAAAGCUGCUGCUGGGUUUGGUGGGCUCAUACAGGUAUGACAAGAGAGUGGUGGAUAUGAAGUUUGCACACUGGGAGUCGGCCGACCUGUUUGAAGCCAUGCAGACAAAGGAGUUGGGUUAUGAUGAUCUGAUUUACAUCCUCAGCACUAGGAAUGCAUGCGAGCUCAAAGACUCUUUCAAGAUGUAUGAGCAGCAGUUUAAACUGCCAAUCUAUGAGGAUUUGAAGUCCUAUGGAGGAGAUGAUUUGACGUCCCUUUUGAAGGUGGCCGUUCAGUGUAUAGUUUGCCCUGAAAAGCACUUCGCUGAGGUCGUCAAGACUUCGACCAGGAGACUGGGAAUGCAUGACAACGAUGAUGAUACACUGAGCGGAGCAAUAAUAAGUCGAGCAGAGGUUGACAUGGCGAAGGUUAGAACAGAAUAUUCCAACAUGUUUGAAGCCAAUCUGGAUGAUGAUGUAGCUGAACACAGUUUCGGCGACAAUACAAAGUCCCUGAUCAUGACUUUACUUGGUGCUGGAGUUUGAUUUCAUCUUUCUGCAUUUGUUUCCAAUAUAUGUAUCAGCCGUCU
Molecule: messenger RNA, 1140 nt
Organism: Linum trigynum
Lineage: Eukaryota; Viridiplantae; Streptophyta; Magnoliopsida; Malpighiales; Linaceae
Source: the annotation of a GenBank genome assembly